Molecule: messenger RNA, 1236 nt
Organism: Trametes versicolor FP-101664 SS1
Lineage: Eukaryota; Fungi; Basidiomycota; Agaricomycetes; Polyporales; Polyporaceae
Exons: 3
Coding region: 1-1236 (411 amino acids)
Source: RefSeq, a predicted model, not a curated record
AUGCUUACAACACUCCCCAACGAAUUGCUUCUCCAGAUCGUAGGGUCUCUCUCCCAUGACUUGCAGGCACUCCAAAGCGUGGCCCAUCUCUCCCACCGCCUUCUUCCCAUCGCGCGGCAGGAGCUCUUCAAGGUAAUCAACAUCCGUGCCCUCGAGCACGUAUACAUGGACCCAUACCUCUGUCUCGUCUGUGAGCUGCGUGCGGGGCCUCGGUUUAAGACUCGCCCCGAUCUGCUCGACCGUCGCUUCCUUCACAAGCUAAAUGGGCGCACACUCCCUGAACUUCGCGCACUGAGCUUGCAUGGGAUCGACUUUUCGAGGACAACCAGGGUCUAUAAGGAAGAUUGGGACGCUCUCAGGACACUCACAUCGGUGACGGAACUGUCACUCUCUCGCGUCGUCUUCUAUGACGAAUUCGACAUGAUGACCCUCAUCCGCGCCCUCCCCAACCUGUCAGCACUCUCGCUCGACUGCGUGGAGGUUCCAACAGAUAGCGAGAUGCUCGAUCCCAACGCGCACCAUGCCCCGAUUGCCCUCGAUCGCACCAACGCGGGGCGGGAGCUGUACACCAUGACGGAAUCCCGCCCGCUGCUAUCGAAGCUAUCCCUCGAUUGGAAUUACAUGGUUCUGCAGGCAUUGUGGUGGCUGGCCCGGCACCGACCCGGAGGCAUGCCCUUGUCUACUUUGACCAUCGCCCCGUCUGCUGUUGGGGCCGACAUGAUUAUUCCCCUCUUCGGGCCUACGAUUGUGCAUCUCGCCAUGCCCCUGCGCCCAUAUAUUCUGCGAGAUCCCGACGAUGAUUGGCCCCGGCAUUUUCGAAAGUACACAUCGUUGCGUUCGUUGACGCUCUUCAUUGACGCGCACGACCCACACCCACCGGAAGGCCACUUGUGCCCGUGGACCCAGGUUCUCUACGUCUUGCAACAAGGAUUGCCCGCGCCGGCACGCCUCGAAGCACUCACGAUUGACAUGCGUCUUGCGCACCCUGGUCCGGAGGAGCUAGACGGCGCUAUAUCAUGGGGUGUGCUUGAGACGCUGGGCGAGAUGCUCGUCAGUGGCGAGUAUGCGGCCGUGCAGACCGUGGAGUUUGUGGUAGAGUGGACGGCAUGGCCCAGUUGGGAUCUGCGAGAUGAGGCGAACGCGCUGAUGCGCAAGAUCCGGAGGAGGCUGUCGAGCUUGUCUGACGCGGGGCGUUUGGUUGUCCGAUAUGGCGUUGUGCGGGAGUUUCAUAGUUAA